AUGCUUCGUUGGAGAAGAAACCUUGCAUGGUCUGCGCGCGAAAACUUUUCACAACGAAACUCGAAACGGUGCAUUUUAACGAUAUCCCCAAUCGACAUCUCUUGCAACCUACACAUCCACACCCACACCAAAAGACAGUGCACGGACUUCUGUUCCACGAAAAAGUCGACAGUAGAGGACCCAAUGACACCGAGACUCGCCUUGGCAAAUAACAUGUGGAUUGGUGACGUCCCUUUCCAGCUAGAAAUUUUGACGCUACCUGAACAAUUGCUCGUGGCUCUCUACUUCCCCGCGGCUGCGGCAAAUGCGGGUGGGAUUGAAGCUAUCGCAAUCAAUGAAAAGCUCCGAGGAAAUGUUUCCACGUUUCGGCUACCAACAGCGCAAAUCAUCGAUAUGGCAGCAGGGCAAAUCGUACCCCGACCAUCUCUCAUCUUAGCUUCUCUUAUCGGUGUCACUUUUGUGGGUGUGGACCGCAAAGCCCUCCCGACUCUCAAAACCUUGUUCCGCGUGCGUCGCCAGAGGGUCUUCGAGGCGUUGCUAUGGCUAAAGCAAAAUAACACGGUAUAUCGAGACAUAACCAUCGACUCUGGCGCUAUACAAAAGUUACCAGAAGACGACAUCCCCUCCGAAAUAUCAGAGAACGUCCGGUACUCCACAGAUGUCGAUGCAGUCGGCCGCGAACAUGCAGGAUACGCGCCAGUGGAGUUCGAAGAGGAAGAAACGCAGCAGCCUGACGAAAGCUUGGAACAAACCGAGCUGAACUCCAGGGCCGACCCCACACAAGUGGAAAUCGAAGGGGCGUUGGAUGAGAAUUGUUUGGACGUGUCAGUCGAUGCGCAACCAAGCACACUACCCGGUCAAACGACACGGUCAACCUUUGGAACAAUGGAACAGACUAUGGAAGAAGACGAUCCAAGUCCCGCAGUCUUUCCCUUGCACGCGCACGGAAUAAUGGACGUAGGGGGGGAUAAUAUUCCCGAAAGUACUGUAUUUGCACACGCUGUGGACAAUUUACUAUCGAAACCAUUCGCGCAAGACUAUGCGGUGCGCAAGGGUAGUGCCUUUAUCAACGAAUAUGGGCGACGCGACGAAAAUGGUGACCGUUACGACGGAGGUCCUUCUAAUCCAAAUCAUCUCCUCGGUGCUUUCCCCACGUUGUUUCCUUACGGCCUUGGAGGCCUUGAAGUGGACCGCGAAGAGAAAGUUUUCGGCGAUUCCGACGACACACACAUUUUAUCUUUCUGGCGUUCGGGGUCCUCUGGAAGCGUCAGUUCUCUCGCUCAACUCAAACCGAAAGACUUGCUGCAAGCUGCAGAAGAGGAAGAGCACAGAGUACAAAUAUCCAACCCACUCAUUCGGCUUCUCCGAAAGCACCUAACGGCAGUUCGUGCCAGGGUACAAGGCACGGACGAAAACCGAGUAGCAAUUCGCGCGCAAAUUUGGGGCAUGACCCUCAAAUUCAAUCCUCCUUCCAUAUGGAUGACAAUCAAUCUAUCCGACACGGGGGAUCCCAUAGCUCAAGUUUUAGCUGGGCAAGAAAUAAACCUAGAUGAUUUUAUUGCCAAAUCGGGACCCAGCGCGACGACUCGAGAUGCUAUUAUCGGUGCAGAUCCAUUUGCAGCGGCCGAAUAUUUCCACUUGGUUAUUCGUUUGCUCUUCAAGGACAUGUUGGGAAUAAAAGUCGGCGUCAAAGGAGCGAUCGAACGUGAGACUGGUGUCCUCGGGGUCAUCAACGGGUAUAUUGGCACGGUCGAAGCACAAGGUCGCGGGUCGCUGCACCUGCACUUAUUGUUAUGGCUUCGCGGUGCGCCCACAGCUCAGCAAAUGCAAGAAGCGCUGCAAUCGGACGAAUUUCUUGCCCGAGUAAAAUCGUUUAUCAAACACAACAUACGAGCGGACGUUCCAGGAGGUCCUUUACCACCCGACGCUCGCAAACGCUUAGCUCGAAGUGUUGCAUUCUCCCGACCAGUGGACCCCAGAACGACUAACUACAAAGACGAAGCGGCGAAGACCGAAAAAAUCAAUGCCUCAGUAUUGCAAAGUCACGAAUGCACUAUAUACUACUGUCUCAAAAACAAAUCGGGCCGUCUCAUAUGCAAACGUGGACACCCAUGGCCAACUUAUGACGAUGAUUGGGUUGAUCGCGGGGGAAGUUGGGGCCCGAAACGCUCCAAUUGUUCACUCAACCCUUGGAACCCGCCAAUAUUCCACACGACUAGGUCGAAUAUGGACAUUAAACUCCUUACUAACGCAUGGGAAACAAAAGAUAUCGCAUUUUAUAUAACAUUGUACAUAGCGAAGAAACAAGUGCAAGCCGCGAAUGCGUCUGCAAUUCUCGCUAAGAGUCACGCGUUCCAACAAACUCCCGGUUCAACUCCCAACAUCAACCUUCCUAUUCACAAACUAAAUCAAAAACUGCUGCAACAAUGUGCAAAUACCCUCAGUCGACAAUACGAGCUGAGCGGGCCGGAGGUGGUGAGUUACUUAAUGGGAUGGGGGGAUCGGUACAUUUCGCACACAUUCGUCAAAAUAUACUGGGACCGUGUUGUAAGCACCCUACGAGCAGCGUUCCCGCAUAUAACUCAAAACGCUGCAACAAUAGAUGCAGACAACGAGGAUCGUGUACCCGCUGACACUGCAACCCAAAUCAUCCUAGUCGACGGGCGCUUCACAGUCGAGGACCAACUCAGCCAGUAUGCCGACCGGGGAGAGGAAUUGGAAAGUAUGAACCUUUACGACUACUUUCUAUAUACUUAUCACGACGCACGCGCCAAACAACGCAGUGAGGACGAUGAAGACGACUCACCACAAGAGAGACCAAAAGCAGGAGGCCGGCCCAAAAAAGAUCGAUACCCUUACAGACCAGAAAGCGAACGAAAGGGGCGUUGGCUACCAAGUAGAGAUUCUGCCAACCAGGAAAACUACGCGGCUCAAAUCUUAGUUCUUCUAAAACCAUGGCGUGAACUAAAAGACUUGGUUGGCUCGUUCCCUUCCCUGCAACAUGCACUUGAUAGUUUUAUGGCAAGCUCCAGUGAAGAAAUUCACCGCAUUACAGAAAACAUCGAGUAUUUUCACCAAUGCAGCCAGUCCGCUAAACGAAGGAAAAAUAACACCCCCGAAGACGCCGAGGGCGACAACACUGGCGAUUUGGACACCUCAGACACUGUCACACAACUCGAAGGCGAUCAUACCGAUACUUUCAAAGCCCCAAUGCUACUCACUGAAGCGGACGGCAAUGGCCAUCGCCUCCGCAAAUGGCAUAUUUAA
Mycena indigotica is the source of this 3267-nucleotide messenger RNA. RefSeq names its product ATP-dependent DNA helicase. Bases 1 to 3267 code for a protein of 1088 amino acids. The record is from RefSeq and is a predicted model, not a curated record. NCBI's taxonomy places the organism in Eukaryota, Fungi, Basidiomycota, Agaricomycetes, Agaricales, Mycenaceae. The transcript has 11 exons.